GCUAGCUAGCCAUCAAGGUAUAAUAACUAAGGAGCUAGCUAGGAGGAACGGAAGAUACGGCGGCGCGGCCAUGGAUGGUGAAAAGAGCAAGAUCCUGAUAUUCGGAGCGACUGGUUAUCUGGGACAGUUCAUGGUCAAAGCAAGCGUUUCCAUGGGCCACCCCACUUUCGCCUAUGUCCGCCCCAUCAACCCCAGCUCCGACGACCCUUCCAAACUCCUCUUGCACCGCCACUUCCAGUCCAUCGGCGUCACCAUUUUCCAAGGAGAGCUAGAGGAGGAGGAGAAGCUUGUUUGGGUGCUCCGGCAGGUCGACGUCGUUAUCUCGACACUGGCAGUGCCUCAACAUCUCCAUCAGCUCAAGCUUAUCACUGCAAUGAAGCGGGCCGCCAACAUUAAGAGGUUCGUUCCCUCAGAAUUUGGGAGCGACGUUGACAGGGUGAGAGGGCUGCCACCUUUCCAAGCUCUGCUCGACAACAAGAAGAAAGUAAGGAGGGCAACGGAGGCAGCUGGAUUAUCAUACACCUAUGUGUCGGCCAACUCGUUUUCAGCCUAUUUUAUAGAUUUCUUGCUCCACUCCCAUGACAAGAGCGAUCAAGUUACCAUCUAUGGAAGUGGUGAAGCCAAGGAUGUGGCAGCGUACACAGUGAAAGCGAGCACAGAUGAAAGAACGGCCAACCGGGUCAUUUACUGUCGGCCGCCGGGCAACGUUGUCUCCCAGUUGAAUCUGCUUUCGUCCUGGGAGCACAAGACUGGGCGGACUUUCACAAAAGGCCACCUCCCCGAGCAAGAUAUCAUCGACCUCUCCCGAACUCUGCCGGCGCCGGAAAACAUAAAGAUGGCCAUACUGUACAACGUAUUUGUUGAAGGAGCAGAGACGAGUUUCGAGCUGGGAGAGGAGGAGUUGGAGGCGUCGAGGCUCUAUCCAGACUACGACUACACUUCAGUAGAUAAGCUCCUCGACAUUUGUUUGCUUAGUCCGCCCAAACCAAAAUUGUCCACAUUUACUUGAUCCAUAUCAUCGGCCGGUCAUAAUAACUAUAAAAACAAAUUAUAUUUUGUAAUAUAUAUAUAUAUAUGUGUGUGUGUGUAUAUAUAUAUAUGAUUGUAAAAAAAAAAUGUUAAAUUUGUUACAAUCUUUUAAAGGGUGACUUGUGGUAGUGUUGACAAUGGGACGAGAUUAAUUAGUCUAUCUCAUUCAGCAUUUUUUUUUCUCUGUAAAUUUGAAUUGUAUUAAAAAAACUAACGCAAAAAAAAAAAAAAAAAAAAAACCCAAAGCAUACCCCACUACACAUAUAAAGCAAGAAACUAACACUAUGUUCAGAAUUCCAACAAAUGAAGUGGGAUCUAAACAAAUAAUAAUAAAAAAAAAUACAUCUCAACCAAAAUCUAACCAAACCUAUUCAAACAUUUACAUUGAUCAACUCACUUAUUCAUCAAGAUAAAUAGCAUAAACCAAAGGAGUAGCAAAAGGUCUUCAAAUCAUAUCUUGUGAUAACAAACUCCAGGAUCAAACACUCAUGGAUUUAAUGCCAUGAGAAAUUCAACCACAAUGAUAAUAUGUACACAGAUAAAAACUUGACCAAAGGAAUGUACCAGCUUUGAUCUCCAAAGUUUACUGUGGUGCAACCAACCCUAGGAUGCUCACUGACACAAACACCUAGGGCCAUCUCUGUUAAUUCAUAACUUACUCAAAGGUCGUCUAUUGUUUACUACGAAGACGUGGAGUUCUAUCCACUCCAGGUUAUUAAUCAGAAUGACAUGCUUGAGCAAGGAAAACUAGUUGGUAGGACGCCAGCCAUAUAAGAUAAAUGGAGACAAAGCCACUCCUCACGACAAUAUCUACACAAGUAAAAGCUAUGAUCAAUUGUAUGUACCAACUUUGGUCACUAAAGU
Diospyros lotus (date-plum) is the source of this 1893-nucleotide messenger RNA. Its product is annotated as isoeugenol synthase 1-like. The coding region runs from base 71 to 1009 and encodes 312 amino acids. NCBI's taxonomy places the organism in Eukaryota, Viridiplantae, Streptophyta, Magnoliopsida, Ericales, Ebenaceae. Gene Ontology annotation, molecular function: oxidoreductase activity. The transcript has 5 exons. The record is from RefSeq and is a predicted model, not a curated record.